Molecule: messenger RNA, 718 nt
Organism: Mandrillus leucophaeus (drill)
Lineage: Eukaryota; Metazoa; Chordata; Mammalia; Primates; Cercopithecidae
Gene: NPBWR1
Product: neuropeptides B/W receptor 1
Exons: 1
Coding region: 213-503 (96 amino acids)
Biological process (GO): neuropeptide signaling pathway
Cellular component (GO): membrane; neuron projection
Molecular function (GO): neuropeptide binding; G protein-coupled receptor activity
Source: RefSeq, a predicted model, not a curated record
UGUGGGGGCUCGUCACACUCGUCGUGCUGCCCUUCGCAGUCUUCGCCCGGCUUGACGACGAACAGGGCAGGCGCCAGUGCGUGCUGGUCUUCCCGCAGCCCGAGGCCUUCUGGUGGCGCGCGAGCCGCCUCUACACGCUCGUGCUGGGCUUCGCCAUCCCGGUGUCCACCAUCUGUGUCCUCUAUACCACCCUGCUGUGCCGGCUGCAUGCCAUGCGGCUGGACAGCCACGCCAAGGCCCUGCAGCGCGCCAAGAAGCGGGUGACGUUCCUGGUGGUGGCGAUCCUGGCCGUGUGCCUCCUCUGCUGGACGCCCUACCACCUGAGCACCGUGGUGGCGCUCACCACCGACCUCCCGCAGACGCCGCUCGUCAUCGCUAUCUCCUACUUCAUCACCAGCCUGAGCUACGCCAACAGCUGCCUCAACCCGUUCCUCUACGCCUUCCUGGACGACAGCUUCCGCAGGAACCUCCGCCAGCUGAUAACUUGCCGCGCGGCCGCCUGACUCCCCCAUCGUCCGGCUACGCAAAUGCCCCGCCACCCCUGGCCCGCGCAGGAGGAGCCGCUGCCAGAGUGCGGGACCCGACAGGCCUCCUAGGCCUCCUGGGGAAACUGACUCUCUCCCCCAUCCCCUACUUAGCAGAUCGGAAGCGCUGCGGCUGCGCCAGCAGGUUGACCUUGCCCUCCAGGUGAUGCGCGUCCACGCCGCGUGAGCAGCAC